Messenger RNA from Aspergillus versicolor CBS 583.65, 1327 nucleotides. RefSeq lists its product as uncharacterized. Gene Ontology annotation, molecular function: chitin binding. The transcript is spliced from 7 exons. The coding region runs from base 131 to 1009 and encodes 292 amino acids. Lineage: Eukaryota; Fungi; Ascomycota; Eurotiomycetes; Eurotiales; Aspergillaceae. The record is from RefSeq and is a predicted model, not a curated record.
UGGUUGAAAUGGACCUCUUGUUACAAAUUCAAGGACCUGUGUAUGUAGUUACUCGGGAAAUGAUUAUACAGAUAACUGAAUAUUUGUCCAUCCAACCUACACAUCUCAAGGACCAGCUCCUAACUUCAAGAUGAACAACGCGCUCAAAGUCACCAUAACCUCUCUCGCUCUUGUAUUCCUUCUCCAGCCACUACAUGCAAAACCUUUCCAUACUCUGGAUACCAGCGCCCAUCUGGCCCCGCGCAAUGUCUCGUCAACCUGCAAAGCAUCCGUCAGUACGGACAUUUGGACAACGUGCCAGUCCCUGAUCCAGCAGUACAACAUCUCUCUUCCCGCGUUCUACGAAAUGAACCCAGAGGUCUGGUACGACUGCUCGCAGUUCCAUCCAGGUGAGGACUAUUGUAUCCGCGAAAUGACGAGCUUCCCGAUCUCAGAGGAUGGACUCUGCGGUAGUCAGGCCGCGGAAACUGUGACGUGUAUUGGGUCUGAAUUUGGAGACUGCUGUGGCAGGAAUGGGACCUGCGGAAGCACAGACAACGAGUGUGCCAUUGGCUUCUGUCAGUCUGGGAUUUGUCCUGGGCUGGGCUACAGCACCAAUGGCACAUGUGGAGAGGAGUAUGGUAACCUAAUGUGCGGAGGGUCAUUCGGCGACUGCUGUUCCAACUCUGGCGAGUGCGGAAGCACAGAAGCCCACUGCGGGCUGGAAAACUGCCAGUCCGGGGCAUGUGAGGGCAGCACGACGAGCACCACAACCCCCACGUCCACCCCCACUCCACUCCCCGAGCCCUUCAGCCCCAGCCCCGACGGCACCUGCGGCUACCGCAACAAAUACGUGUGCAAUGGCACCGAGAUCUACUGGGGGUACUGCUGCUCAGCUGCGGGAUACUGCGGGACGUCUCAGUAUCAUUGCAGUGAUCUCCAGGGCUGCCAGCCGGAGUUUGGGCUCUGCGAUGUGACCAACACCGUCACGGCUUCUACAGGUGCAAGCGAGCCGACCACUACUUUGUAGCCCCAGCUUGGCACGUCUGGAAACUCGCAGGGAUCUCGGUAGAUAGAUUUAGGUAGCAAAUUAGCGAAAUGAAAGGGCUUGAUAUCGGCGAGGGCGAAACUCCAGAUCAGUCAAAUCACCCCACCAUCGCGUCGCAGAGUAUUCGGCGUCCCGGUGCUGACAGUACUACUGGCCUUUUGGGCUGGGAUGCCUCAUCGAGCCGCCCCAUGCCCGGUAGUGACUUGGCACUUGGAGCCAUCAACCAUUUUGCGGCCCCUCAUGCACUUUGCAGUACAUUAGCGUCUCUUGGUAGGGGUCAUUUGCACCGCGGACCCUGAC